AUGAAACACAAAACCGAUUACGGGGAAAAAGAGAACAGCGGCUUUCCCGGGCAGGAGGCGAAAUCGACUGUUGGCAAAACUUUCGCCCUUGGUUCCUCGGGCGGUUGGUACCUGCGGGAGGCCGGAGGGCCGGCUCCUUCCCCCCCGACCCUCCCGCCGGGGCUCGAAAGCCUGUCUGCCAGGAGCAACAUGAUCAGCACGCCCAAGCCCCUCGCCUUCUCCAUUGAGCGCAUCAUGGCGCGGACGCCGGAGCCCCGCUCCGUCCCCGUCCCGCAGCUCCUCCACGGCUCCGCCGCCAAAGCCGACCCCAAGCACCCGCUGCACCUCAGCUCCUCCAUCCCCUGCAUGAUCCCCUUCGUCCCGGUGGCGUACGACUCCCUGCCCAAGGCGGCGGCGGCCGGAGCGGAACCCAGGAAGGCUCAUUUAGACUCCUCUUCCUCGCCCUCCUUCAGCUGCGGCGAUCUCUUGAACUGUGCCCUGAGCUUGAAAGGAGAUUUCCCCCGCGACGCCCUGCCUUUGCAGCAGUACAAACUGGUAAGACCCCGAGUGGUCAAUCACUCCUCCUUCCACGCCAUGGGAGCCCUGUGCUAUUUCAACCGAGGCGACGGCCCCUGUCACCCGUCCUCCGGUGUCAACAUCCACCCGGUGGCUUCUUAUCUCCUCAGCUCUCCCCUGCACCCGCCGCCCAAGGCUUACCUGGCCGAGAGGAACAAGCUGGGGCUGCCGGGCGUCGACAAGUACCCGGCGCCGGGCAGCAGGCCCAAAGUUUUCACGUGUGAAGUUUGCGGAAAGGUAUUUAAUGCACAUUACAACUUAACUCGCCACAUGCCGGUGCACACGGGAGCCAGACCCUUUGUCUGCAAAGUUUGCGGGAAGGGCUUCAGACAGGCGAGCACGCUGUGCCGACACAAGAUCAUCCACACCCAGGAGAAGCCACACAAGUGCAACCAGUGCGGCAAAGCCUUUAACCGGAGCUCGACCCUGAACACGCACACGCGGAUACACGCCGGCUACAAACCCUUCGUCUGCGAGUUCUGCGGCAAAGGGUUUCACCAGAAAGGCAACUACAAGAACCACAAGCUGACCCACAGCGGGGAGAAGCAGUUCAAGUGCAAUAUCUGCAACAAGGCUUUCCACCAGGUGUACAAUCUGACCUUCCACAUGCACACCCACAACGACAAGAAGCCCUUCACCUGCCCCACCUGCGGCAAAGGCUUCUGCAGGAACUUUGACCUCAAAAAANUUAUCCGUAUCAUGUAUGACAACUGGUCGGCCUCCUUCUACCGGUCCCUCAUGGACGCUGGGGGGAGAAGGGUGUUGGUGCGUCUGAAUCUGCUAAAACAGAGCCGUAGAGUUCAGCAUUAG
This is a messenger RNA of Opisthocomus hoazin, 1365 nucleotides long. Lineage: Eukaryota; Metazoa; Chordata; Aves; Opisthocomiformes; Opisthocomidae. The record is from RefSeq and is a predicted model, not a curated record.